CUACUACAUACUAGUUCACAGAAAAAACAAACUUCACACAGAGCUAACAAUAGCUUUCAAAGUAGCAAGGUCUCAGUCUUUUACAUCCAUCAAUGGCUGCUGAACGAGGAUUUGGAGAUUUGCAACCUUCCAUUUGGAAGUAUGAAUAUAUUCAAUCACUGAGAAGUGAAUAUAAGGAAGAAUCAUACAUAAAGAAAAGGGAAGUGUUAAGGGAAGAAGUAAGAAUGAUGCUUUACAAAGUGGAAAAUCAUGUUCAUCAACUUGAGCUUAUUGAUAUAUUACAAAGACUUGGAGUAGCUUAUCAUUUUAAAGAUGAAAUAAAGAGCAUUUUGGACAACAUUUACAACAUGCAAAUAUUCAAUACGAAUAUUUUGUAUACUACAGCACUUGGAUUCAGGCUCUUAAGACAGCAUGGAUAUGAUAUAUCUGCAGAUGUGUUUGAUUUCUUUCUCAAAGAAACAAACAAUUUCAACGAACAUCAAUCUUCACUUGGCAUUGAGGGAAUUUUGUCACUAUAUGAAGCCUCAUUUUAUUUAGUAGAAGAAGAAACUAUAUUAGAUGAUGCAAAAAAAUAUAGUUCAAAAAUUCUCAAAGAACAUGUAAAAAGAAAUGAUGAUGGUAGCUACACAUCCCUCUUAAUCAAUCAUUCAUUGGAGUAUCCAUUGCAUUGGAGGGUGCCAAGAUGGGAGGCUCUUUGGUUCAUCAACACAUAUGAAAAAAGUCUCAAUUUAAAUCCUACACUUCUUCAGUUUGCUAAAUUGGAUUUUAACAUCGUUCAAAGCAUUUACCAAGAAGAGUUGAAGGAUAUGUCAAGGUGGUGGAAAAGAACCAACUUAGCAGAGAAGUUAAGUUUUGCUAGAGAUAGGUUGGUGGAAAACUUCUUUUGGACCGUGGGAAUAAAUUUUAAUCCAGAAUUUGGUUCUUUUAGAAGAGCUGUAACAAAAGUCAAUUGCUUAGUAAAUACAAUAGAUGAUAUGUAUGAGAUCUUUGGCACUUUAGAAGAUUUAGAGCUAUUUACCAAAGCUAUUGAGAGAUGGGAUAUAAGUUUUGGUAUGGACAACCUUCCAUACCACAUGAAAAUGUGCUUCCUUGCACUCAAUAACUUUGUUAAUGAAGUAGCCUUCGAAAGUCUACAAAAUAAUGAAGUUUAUAUUGUUCCUUUCCUUAGAAAAUCGUGGGCAGAUUUAUGUAAGGCAUAUUUUGUUGAGGCAAAAUGGUACUAUAGUGGUUAUAUACCGACUUUUGAAGAGUACUUGGAGAAUGGUUGGAGAUCUAUAAGCUCACAUGUUCUUUUUCUUCAUGCUUAUUUCACACUUCCGAAUGCAUUAAAAAAGGAGCAAUUGGAUUCCUUAAAAGAAUAUCCCAACAUGAUUCGUCUUACGUCAUUGUUUUGCCGCCUUGUUAAUGACCUUGGUACAUAUAAGCGUGAGAAAGAGACUGGAGAUGCUCCUUCAUCAAUUGAAUGCUACAUGAACAAAAGUGGAGCUUCAGAGGCAGAGGCAUGUGAGCAUGUUAGAUCAAUUAUAAAUACACUCUGGAAGAACAUAAACAAAGAAGCUCAUCAUUCUUCUCUCUCUCAAGAUUUCAUAGACUCUAUUUUAGGCCUUACAAGAAUGGUAUUAGCCAUGUAUGAUCAUGGAGAUUACCAUACUUUUCAAGAUUCUGAAGCCAAGAGUGGUAUAUUGUCAUUAAUCAUUCGACCAAUUCCUCUUACAUGUUAAUGUCUUUUGUCUAUGAACUACUAAAAAAUAUAGCAAAUUAUUUACAAAUUUUUGCCUGCGAAUUAUUUUCACAUGAAUCUGCAAGUAAUUUUUCUGUCAGAGAAAAAUAUUAGUUGCUGAUUUUAAUGUGAACAAAAUUAUAAAUAAAAACAAAAUUCAAAGGUAAAAAUCAUAAUGUUUCUAUUGUUAAAUGUGUGUGUGUGUUUAACAUUAUUUGAAUAAGACAAGAUAUAAAGGAACAAAUAAAAGCACAUGAGAAUUAGAUGCAAGAAUGGUGGAUGAGAGCAAGUAAGAUUCUAUUUGAAGACUUGCUUCAUAAGGUGUUGUUGCUUUAUUUGUUUGUCUUUAUAAUCUUUUUGUAUUUUGCAUUUAGUUUUUUCAUCAUUUGUUGUAUUGUGGCUUGUGUUCUAUCAGUGUAUCUAUUGUAAUACCUGCUCUAUAAUAAAGAUGUAUGUUGCUAUUA
This is a messenger RNA of Arachis ipaensis, 2184 nucleotides long. NCBI's taxonomy places the organism in Eukaryota, Viridiplantae, Streptophyta, Magnoliopsida, Fabales, Fabaceae. The record is from RefSeq and is a predicted model, not a curated record.